AUGAAAAUGUCCGAUUCUGAAGAUGAGAAUCAAACAGUAAAAAGUUUUGAAGAAAUUCACGAUGAAAUUCAAAAAUAUAAAAGAAAUCCAGAGACAUCGGGAAUGUUUGUAUCUGGGUGGGACGAUGCAGAUCAAGACGUCGAAGUUGUUAAGGAUCCGAAAGCAAACCCCAUUGAUUACGUACUGUGGGCAGCAGAAAAUGGCGAAAUCUGUAUAUUACGUGAAUUACUGAAAAAGCAGCCAGGUUUGGUUCAUGCUCAAGAUGGUGAUGGGUACACACCACUUCACCGAGCAGCAUACAGUAACCAUACUGAUGUGAUAUCGUAUUUGCUGAGCAUUGGAGCCAAUAUCAACACAAAAACACAGCUUGGAUGGACAGCUUUACAUUCUGCAUCAAACUGGAAUAAUUAUGUGGCUGCUGCAAGACUAUUAGCUGCUGGUGCUGAUCCUGGGGCUCUGUCUGAUGGAGGUCAAACUCCAAUGCACUUAGCUGCAGCUAUUAGUCAUUGUAAGUCAACAUUAUUAAUUUUAUUCCUAAGAGAUGAUACUGUAGACAUUGCGCAUAAAACAAAUAAUGCACAUGAAACUCCAGAACAGCUGGCUCAAAGACACGGAAUCUAUGGUCCUCUCUUUGAGAUGAUGACCCCAGCAGUGUCAUACAUAAAAUCCAUAUCAUUUACAUGUAAUCCUUAUUUGAGGCAGAAAACUAUAUAA
Molecule: messenger RNA, 714 nt
Organism: Spodoptera littoralis (African cotton leafworm)
Lineage: Eukaryota; Metazoa; Arthropoda; Insecta; Lepidoptera; Noctuidae
Source: the annotation of a GenBank genome assembly